AUGUUGUGGCACAAUAAGCUGCAGCUCUACCCAUUCCUGUAUUGGCUGUCCAAGGGCUUCUCGCAGUGGUGUCGCUUAUCCUUCAGCGUGGUAGUGGGUAUCAAUCUCGUCAUCAUUGCCUUCUACCCGUUUGAAGGGCUGAGUCUGGUCGAGUUCGUGCUGUCUCUGAUCGUCCUGGCGUCGUUCCUAGGCAACCAGGGUGGGCGGUUGGAUCAGAGCACCCUCACGUCUAGUAACUUCUACGUGAAGAUUCUGGACCUGUUCAGUGACUUCCACCUAUUGUAUCACACAAUGUUUGUGUUGGUGGUGUUGCUGGGGGCACUACAGCAUCCCUUUUGGUUUAGGUAUGCUGUAGACAUGUGUAUGUACUAG
Sphaeroforma arctica JP610 is the source of this 372-nucleotide messenger RNA. RefSeq lists its product as hypothetical. The transcript is spliced from 2 exons. The record is from RefSeq and is a predicted model, not a curated record. NCBI's taxonomy places the organism in Eukaryota, Ichthyosporea, Ichthyophonida. The coding region runs from base 1 to 372 and encodes 123 amino acids.